Molecule: messenger RNA, 1766 nt
Organism: Medicago truncatula (barrel medic)
Lineage: Eukaryota; Viridiplantae; Streptophyta; Magnoliopsida; Fabales; Fabaceae
Product: protein Ycf2
Molecular function (GO): ATP binding; ATP hydrolysis activity
Source: RefSeq, a predicted model, not a curated record
AUCGACAAAGACAGGUUAGAACCAAUAGUUCAUUCUCAAAUGAAUUGUUUCGUUCUACUACUCUAUCCGAGAGUUAUCAAUAUUUAUCAAAUCUGUUCCUAUCUAAUGGAACCCUAUUGGCUCAAAUUACAAAGACAUUGUUGAGAAAAAGAUGGCUUUUCCCGGAGGAGAUGGUUGUUACUAUCUGUUCCAAUAACGAAUGAUUGGUUUAACUGAAUAACUAAAUAAAAUAGAUACUUUCUUUCUCGUUAUUUCAAGUGGAUAUGGGGAUCUUUCAAUUGAAAGGAUCCCCUAAUAUAGAUAAUACAAAUUCAUGUAUUUGCAUAAUUUGGAUUCCGAACAUUCAUGAUCUGGAUGGGAAUGAGUCGAAUGACUUAUCCCUGGGUCUAUUAGUCAACUCUCUUUCCAAGGAUUCUGAAAAAUCUUCUACUAGAAAUAUUCUUGUUAUUGCUUCGACUCAUAUUCCGCAAAAAGUGGAUCCCGCUCUAAUAGCUCCGAAUAAAUUAAAUACGUGUAUUAAAAUACGAAGGCUUCUUAUUCCACAACAAAGAAAGCACUUUUUCAGUCUUGCUCGUACGCGGGGUUUUCACUUGGAAAAGAAAAUAUUCGAUACUAAUGGAUGCGGGUCCAUAACUCUGGGUUCUAAUGUACGAGAUCUUGUAGCACUUACCAAUGAGGCGCUAUCGAUUAGUAUUAUACAAAAAAAAUCCAUUAUAGACACUAAUAUAAUUAGAUACGCUCUUCAUAGACAAACUUGGGAUUUUAGAUCUCAGAUAAGAUCGGUUGAGGAUCAUGGUAUACUUUUCUAUCAGAUAGGAAGGGCUGUUUCACAAAAUCUACUUCUAAGUAAUUUUUCCAUAGAUCCUAUAUCUAUCUAUAUGAAGAAGAAAUCAUGUAACGGGGUGGAUUCUGAUUUGUACAAAUGGUGCUUGGAACUUGGAACAAGCAUGAUGAAAUUAACGAUACUUCUUUAUAUUUUGAGUUGUUCUGCCGGAUCCGUCGCUCAAAACCUUUGGUCUCUAACCGGACCUAAUGAAAAAAAUGAUGGUAUCACUUCUUAUAGACUCCUUUCUAAUGAUUCUGAUCUAGUUCAUGGCCUAUUAGAAAUAGAAGGUGCUCUGCUGGGAUCCUCACAGACAGAAAGUCCUUUUCAGAAUGAUGGAGUAACAUUUCUUAUUAGGCCCGAACCAAGGAAUCCUAUCAAUAUGAUUCAAAAUGGAUCUCGUUCUAUCCUUGAUCAUAGAUUUCUCUAUGAAAAAUAUGAAUCGGGGUUCGAAGAAGGGGAAGGAGUCCUCGACCCGCUAGAGGAGGAUUUAUUGAAUCACAUAGUUUGGGCUCCUAGAAUAUGGCGCCCUUGGGAAUUUCUAUUUGAUGAUUGUAUCGAAAGGUCCAAUGAAUUCGGAUUUCCCUAUUGGGAAAGGUCAUUUUGGGACAAGCAGAUCAUUUAUGAUGAAGAGGGUGAGCUUCAAGAGAAUGAUUCGGAGUUCUUGCAGGAUGGAACCAUGGAGUACCAAACACAAAAUAGAUCUUUCAAAGAACAAGGCGUUUUUCGAAUAAGCCAAUUCAUUUGGGACCCCUCGGAUCCACUCUUUUUGCUAUUCCAAGAUGAUCCUUCUGUAUCUGUGUUUUCACAUCGAGAAUUGGUUGCAGAUGAGGAGAUGUCAAAUAUACUUUUGACUUGCCAAACAAAUUUUUUUUAUUGGAAAUAUCUAUAUAAACGCUGGUUUAGGAAGAAUAAACGCUGGUUUAUGGAAAUAUCCUGUUGA